This is a messenger RNA of Haliaeetus leucocephalus (bald eagle), 1106 nucleotides long. It is a transcript of the gene RAB37, whose product is annotated as RAB37, member RAS oncogene family. The record is from RefSeq and is a predicted model, not a curated record. Gene Ontology annotation, molecular function: GTPase activity; GTP binding. The transcript is spliced from 8 exons. Bases 1 to 576 code for a protein of 191 amino acids. Gene Ontology annotation, cellular component: endosome; Golgi apparatus. Lineage: Eukaryota; Metazoa; Chordata; Aves; Accipitriformes; Accipitridae.
AUGUUACUUGGAGACUCAGGCGUGGGGAAAACCUGCUUCCUGCUCCAGUUCAAAGACGGGGCCUUUCUCUCCGGGACGUUCAUAGCCACCGUGGGCAUAGAUUUCCGGAACAAAGUGGUGGCCGUGGAUGGCGUGAAGGUGAAGUUGCAGAUCUGGGACACGGCAGGACAGGAGCGUUUCCGCAGCGUCACCCAUGCCUACUACAGAGAUGCCCAAGCCCUGCUCCUGCUCUACGAUAUCACCAGCAAGAUGUCCUUUGACAACAUCCGCGCCUGGCUGACGGAGAUCCACGAGUACGCCCAGAAGGACGUGGUCAUCAUGCUGCUGGGCAAUAAGGCUGAUGUGAGCAGUGAGAGGGCCGUGAGGAUGGAAGAUGGAGCAUCGCUGGCCAGGGAGUACGGGGUGCCUUUCAUGGAGACGAGUGCCAAGACGGGCAUGAACGUGGAGCUAGCCUUCCUGGCCAUUGCCAAGGAGCUGAAGCAGCGCGCGGUGCAGCCACCGGACGAGCCCCGCUUCCAGAUCCACGACUACAUCGAGUCACAGAAGAAGAAAUCAAGCUGCUGUGCCUUCGCCUGAGAGUGGCCGGGAGGAGCUGGCAGCCCCGGGGGUGCAGGCAGGCAGGCAGGAGGCAGAGCAGGGGCCUAAUCCUGCCCUUGCGUGCCCGAGGAAACCAGGCUCUGACAAGCCAAGCGUGGACGGGACAAUUCGGCAGAGUGAAGCAUGCACAGGGAGAGCCAUUGCCCUGGCGCCAGGAUCCAGGGGCCAGAUCCUGCUGCCCUGCGGGGCAAUGCCUGGAGCUUACUGUGUGCUACUGGGGGAGUAACCACGUUGUGAUGACUGCCAGCCUGGCCAGCGAGCCAUUGUGGUGCCUCCAUCACCUGAGCAGGAUACGGCCCUGCAGCUAGCUGAGGGCUCCUGGGAGCGGCUGGAGGGGCUGCGUGUGUGCCAUGGAUGAGCCUUCGUACAGCCGCCGGUCCUCUCCUCCCCUGCAGCCAUCCCCACUCUCGGCACUGCUCUCGUCCGGCUGAAAGGGCCUGAUCCAGCCCCCACGUCCCCGGUGCUGCCAGGCUCUGGCUUCCCUCCAGGGAGCCUCAGCUCUGCCCCCC